Molecule: messenger RNA, 537 nt
Organism: Prunus armeniaca (apricot)
Lineage: Eukaryota; Viridiplantae; Streptophyta; Magnoliopsida; Rosales; Rosaceae
Source: the annotation of a GenBank genome assembly
AUGGCAUCAAGCUCUUGCGGGAAGCACUCUAGGUUCCAUGGAAUCCGGUGCCGAGGCGGAAAAUGGGUGUCCGAAAUCCGUGAGCCACGUAAGACUAGGCGGAUAUGGCUCGGGACUUACCCAACCCCGGAGAUGGCUGCGGCCGCCUAUGACGUCGCCGCUCUCGCUCUCAAGCGGGGCGAUGCUGUUCUCAACUUUCCGAGCUCCAUUGCCUCUUAUCCAGUGCCAGCAUCCACGUCACCGGAGGACAUUCGCAGUGCCGCGGCCGCCGCCGCUGCACUACAGUGGAAUGAGGAGGCCAAUAACAGUCUGAAGCAGAGAGAGAGGCAGAAGAAGCAAGAGGACGACAUGAGGAUGAUGAUGAAUAGUUCCAGUUUGGCGUCAUCUGUGGGAAUAGACGAAGAAGAGCUUUUUGGGAUGCCGAAUUUGUUGACCGAAAUGGCAGAAGGAAUGCUGUUGUCUCCGCCGAGACCGCCUGAUUAUCCUGACUCCUCGGGCAAUUCAGACGGAGGAGAAAGUGGUCUGUGGAGCUUUUGA